AAUGAAAUAAUUAAGCCAACAAUAGCCGGCAUGUUAGACAUCAUGAAAGCAUGCCUUGAUGCAAAGGUUAAGAGACUGGUUUUCACUUCAUCGGCUGGAACUGUUGAUGUUGCGCCAGAAGGAAAGUCCUUAUAUGAUGAAUCUUGCUGGAGUGACAUUGAAUUUUGCCGGACUGUAAAGAUGACUGGAUGGAUGUAUUUUGCCUCCAAGACUCUUGCCGAGCAAGUGGCAUGGAAAUUUGCAAAAGAACACGACAUGAACUUCAUUACUAUUAUUCCAACGCUCGUGAUUGGCCCAUUUCUUAGUCCCACUAUGCCUCCAAGUCUCAUCACCGGACUUGCACCAAUCACCAGAAAUGAAGCUCACUAUUUUAUCCUAAAGCAUGGACAUUACGUUCACUUGGAUGACCUCUGCGAAGCUCAUAUAUUUCUGUACGAGCACCCUAAAACUGAGGGACGUUACAUUGCAAGUUCACAUAAUACUACAAUCUAUGAGCUUGUUAAAUUGCUCAAGGAAAAAUAUCCUGAGUAUAAUAUUCCCACGAAGUUCAAAGGCUUUGAAGAGAACAUAGAAAAUGUGGAGUUCUCUUCAAGGAAGUUGAAGGAAUUGGGUUUCCAAUACAAAUACAGCUUGGAGGAUAUGUUCGUUGGAGCAAUUGAGACAUGUCGUCAAAAGGGGUUGCUUCCACUUGCUCAUGAUGAAAGCAAGCCCAAUGGCAAGCCUAAUGGAGCGGCCUAAGAGGAGAAAUAUAUAAUAUGCCAAUUAUCGUAAUCUAAUUCCAAUAAUUAAUCCCCGAUUAUAAAAAAAAUAAAGUUGUUUUCGGGAUUUUAUUUUAUUUUAUUUUUCAUUUUGUGUUGAGGGUCAUCUGCAGGGUGGAGGUGCCGGUCGUGUGGAUUUCUUCCUUUUAAUUUUUUUGUAUUUUUAUAUAUUUGAGUGUGUGGGACUGGUAUGAUACGUAACUAUAUGUGUAUGUUUAAAUUCUCGUUAUAUUCCUUUUUUUUUUUAUCGGUGCGAUGACAAAACCGACCUUAAGUACCCCCGAAAG
Molecule: messenger RNA, 1045 nt
Organism: Morus notabilis
Lineage: Eukaryota; Viridiplantae; Streptophyta; Magnoliopsida; Rosales; Moraceae
Product: bifunctional dihydroflavonol 4-reductase/flavanone 4-reductase
Exons: 4
Biological process (GO): anthocyanin-containing compound biosynthetic process
Molecular function (GO): dihydroflavanol 4-reductase activity
Source: RefSeq, a predicted model, not a curated record